This is a messenger RNA of Dreissena polymorpha, 1080 nucleotides long. Its product is annotated as zinc finger CCHC domain-containing protein 10-like. The transcript is spliced from 4 exons. NCBI's taxonomy places the organism in Eukaryota, Metazoa, Mollusca, Bivalvia, Myida, Dreissenidae. The coding region runs from base 240 to 590 and encodes 116 amino acids. The record is from RefSeq and is a predicted model, not a curated record. Gene Ontology annotation, molecular function: zinc ion binding; nucleic acid binding.
CGUUUUGAACAGUUAACAAAAACAACAGAACAUCAACUUAACUUGUUUUUUGUGUUUAGUGAUUUCAUUUCAAGACGCCAUUAGAAUGGCCAGCAUGUUUAUGAAAAAAAGGUUAAACAAUACUAAAUGAGCCAAGUGCAGAAAACUACACAUGCCAAAACUGUUUGGAGAAAGGCCACUGGACAUAUGAGUGUAAAGGAAAGAAGAAAUAUCUAUACAGACAGUCCAGGACCAAAGAGAUGUACAAGAGAAUGAAAGAGGAGGAAGAGAAGCAGAAGUUAGAAGUGUUAGCAAGAUCAAGGGCAGUUCUGCAGAAUAUCAAAAAGAACAAGAAAAAGAGAAAGAAAAAUAAUAAGAACAAUACUAAAGGGAGUGAUUCUUCUUCAAGCAGCAGCUCCGAUGACUCGAGUGAUGAUUCAGAUUCAGACAGUUCUUCAUCGUCUUCAUCCACAUCCUCAUCCUCCUCCUCAACAUCAUCAUCAAGUGACUCUAGUGACACAGGAAGCUCCUCUGAAAGUGACUCUGGUAAAGACAACAAAAAAAGAAGAAAGUCCCAGAAAACUAAGAAGAAAAAGCUCCGAAAGGAAUGAAAUGUUAGUUAUCUGGAAACACCUCCUCAACCUUUGAAUGCGUUAGUGUUCAUGCAUUUGUAAUAAUGUAUUAACAGAAGUUAAAAGUAUACUGUGUGGGUGUAUGUUCAGUGGGUCAGAUCCUUACCGUCUUAACAAGUUAACAGCUGUUGGUUCUUAAUAUCUUUAAUCGCUGAAUGCAAUCAUACCAGAAAAAAUACUUUACAGCUAAUAACAGGAAGUGUAAUUUCCAUCUCCAUGAACACAAGUAUUUAUUAGCUGAAUGUAGCACAACAUGCUCAUGGUGAGUUCGUGUUAUUGGUCUUUUACCAUCAUUGGUUGUGCCAUGCAACUUUUACCUUGUUAACUUUCUAAAGACCACAUUUAUUACCCAAUCUUCAUAAAACUAGGUCACAAUAUCUGUCUUAAUGAUAUCUUGGCUAUGCACAAAAUGGGUAAGUAUGCGUGAUAAAAAACUAGGUAAUUUGUUCAAAUUAAAGAAAAAACACUC